This is a messenger RNA of Tupaia belangeri chinensis (Chinese tree shrew), 1288 nucleotides long. RefSeq names its product centrin 2 (gene CETN2). Lineage: Eukaryota; Metazoa; Chordata; Mammalia; Scandentia; Tupaiidae. Gene Ontology annotation, cellular component: myosin II complex. Gene Ontology annotation, molecular function: calcium ion binding. Bases 290 to 781 code for a protein of 163 amino acids. The record is from RefSeq and is a predicted model, not a curated record. The transcript has 5 exons.
CUGGCUGCGCUUUGGCUCACCGGUCCUGCUUUUGAGCUCUUCCGGGAAGGGUAGGGUAGAGACGCCAGCUUCCCUGCUGGGCCUGCGCUACACCCGCCGCCUGUCGCGCUCGCCCCUCGGCCUCCCCUGGCCUUCUCGGGCCCCUCCGACCCUCCUUUGGCAGAGGAAACUGGCUCCCCGCAGGCUCCAGCCCUUCUUGGACCCUGGCCUCCAGGUCGUCUCGCUCUGACAAGUUUCCGCACAGGCCUGGGAGGAGGUUUAUUAGGCCUCCAACUUUAAGAAAGCAAACAUGGCCUCAAGUUCCCAGCGAAAAAGGAUGAGCCCAAAGCCAGAGCUUACUGCAGAGCAGAGACAGGAAAUCCGGGAAGCUUUCGACCUCUUCGAUGCUGAUGGAACUGGAUCCAUAGAUGUUAAGGAACUGAAGGUGGCCAUGAGAGCCCUGGGCUUUGAACCCAAGAAAGAAGAGAUCAAGAAAAUGAUCAGCGAAAUUGAUAAAGAAGGGACAGGAAAGAUGAACUUUAGUGAUUUUUUGACUGUGAUGACUCAGAAAAUGUCUGAGAAAGAUACCAAAGAAGAAAUUCUGAAAGCAUUCAAGCUCUUCGAUGACGAUGAAACUGGGACGAUAUCAUUCAAAAACCUGAAGCGUGUGGCCAAGGAGCUGGGCGAGAACCUUUCUGAUGAGGAGCUGCAGGAAAUGAUCGAUGAGGCUGAUCGAGAUGGCGAUGGGGAAGUCAACGAGCAAGAGUUCCUGCGCAUCAUGAAGAAGACCAGCCUUUAUUAGACGAGCGGCUUCAUUCCGGCCGCAAGCAUAUCUGCCUAGAUUUAGUGCCUGUCGUCGUGUGAAAUCUGGCUUGGAGAACACCAACUGUCCCCCCACCGACCUCCUUGUAUAACUUUAGUAGCGACCUCGGAUCUAGUCUAGAUUUUUGCAAGUGUUCUUUGAUAGUCCAGUUUUUUUUGUAAAAUGACCUGCCAACUGCUUUACUUUUCAAAAACAGACGAGAGUGCAUUAGACUGGAGGAAAGGGUCUUGAAGCUUUGCCCACCUGCCCUUCUGUCUUGCCUUGCUUCACUCUUGUUCUGCAUUUCCACUUCUGUGCAGACACAGAACGCCUUCCUUGACAAGCACAUGUUGGCCCCCUAUCACCACGAGCAGUGGUUCCAGUUGUUCACUGACACCUCAGUACACUUUUCUCUUUUGUGAGCCCCAGUGAACUCUUGCACUGGCAUUUGGGUGUGUGUUAAUGCUAUUGGUUUUGUCUUAAAAAUAAAAUGUUUCUUAGUUUGUG